Molecule: messenger RNA, 2971 nt
Organism: Heterocephalus glaber (naked mole-rat)
Lineage: Eukaryota; Metazoa; Chordata; Mammalia; Rodentia; Bathyergidae
Gene: Ppp1r12c
Product: protein phosphatase 1 regulatory subunit 12C
Biological process (GO): signal transduction
Cellular component (GO): cytoplasm
Molecular function (GO): enzyme inhibitor activity; protein kinase binding; phosphatase regulator activity
Source: RefSeq, a predicted model, not a curated record
AGUUCCCGGCGGCCCCAGGGGCGGGCGGUCGGCGGCGGCGCUUGUGGGGUUUGCUCGCUCGCUCGCUCGCUGGGCGAGCGGGCGGCGCGAUGUCUGGGGAGGAUGGCCCGGCAGGCGGUCCGGGGGCCUCGGCGGCAGCCCGCGAACGGCGGCAGGAGCAACUGCGACAGUGGGGGGCGCGGGCGGGCGCCGAGCCGGGCGCCGAGCCGGGCGCCGAGCCGGGCCUCAGGGAACGGCGCGCCCGCACGGUCCGCUUCGAGCGCGCCGCCGAGUUCCUGGCGGCCUGCGCGGGCGGAGACCUGGACGAGGCGCUGCUGAUGUUGCGUGCGGCAGAGCCGGGCUCCUGCGCCGAGCCAGACCCAGACCCCGCCGCCCCGCCGCCCGCCCUCGCCGUGCUCGACUCCACCAACGCCGACGGCAUCAGCGCCCUGCACCAGGCCUGCAUUGACGAGAACCUGGAGGUCGUCCGCUUCUUGGUGGAGCAGGGCGCCACCGUGAACCAGGCGGACAACGAGGGCUGGACGCCCCUGCACGUGGCCGCCUCCUGUGGCUACCUGGACAUCGCCAGGUACCUCCUGAGCCAUGGGGCCAACAUCGCUGCUGUCAACAGUGACGGGGACCUGGCCCUGGACCUGGCCGAGUCGGAUGCCAUAGAGGGGCUGCUGCAGGCGGAGAUCGCUCGCAGAGGUGUGGAUGUGCAGGCAGCCAAGCGGGCGGAGGAGGAGCUGCUGCUUCAUGACACGCGGUGCUGGCUGAAUGGGGGCGCCAUGCCCGAGGCCCGGCACCCACGCACGGGGGCCUCUGCCCUGCACGUGGCCGCCGCCAAGGGCUACAUCGAGGUGAUGAGGCUCCUGCUGCAGGCCGGCUAUGACCCGGAGCUCCGAGAUGGGGAUGGCUGGACCCCCCUGCACGCGGCAGCCCACUGGGGUGUGGAGGACGCGUGUCGCCUGCUGGCCGAGCAUGGCGGGGGCAUGGACUCGCUGACCCACGCGGGGCAGCGGCCCUGUGACCUGGCAGAUGAAGAGGUGCUGAGCCUGUUGGAGGAACUGGCUCAGAAGCAGGAGGACCUUCGACACCAGAAGGAAGCUGGCCGGAGCAGAGGCCAGGAGCCCCAGGUUCCAUCCAGCAGCAAGCACAGGCGGAGCUCUGUGUGCCGCCUGAGCAGCCGCGAGAAGAUCUCCCUGCAGGACCUGUCCAAGGAGCGCAGGCCAGGCGGGGCAGGGGGGCCGCCCAUCCGGGACGAGGAGGAAGGGGAAGAGGGCCAUCCCGAGCCGCCCCCUGCAGAACCCAGAGCCCUCAAUGGCGUGUCCUCCCCGCCCCUCGCCAGUCCCCCGAGCCCUGUGCUGCCUGCCGCCGCCACUGCUGCACCCUGCUCUCAGCGUUUUGGCCUCCAGAAGACUGGGAGCUCUGGGGCUUUGGGGCCUACAGAGAGGCGGGGGGCCGAGGCAGCCACUGGGGCUGGGCUGCAGCGCUCGGCCUCCUCGUCCUGGCUGGAAGGGACCUUGGCGCAGGCCAGGGAGCCCUGUCUUGCCGGGAUUCCCCCCACUCUCUCCCGGAAGACCCCGGAGCCCUGUCCCCUGUCUGGGGUUGCCAGGCCCCCACCCACCUUGUAUAACUGCACUCCUCCCUCCAGCAGGGAGCUGGGGUCCCCAGCGAAGCCAAAUGUCCCCCCAGCCUCCACCCCGGCCCCAGCGGACUCCCGUGACCGGCGGAGGUCCUACCAGAUGCCUGCACGGGAUGAGGAGUCCGAAUCCCAGCGGAAAGCGCGCUCCCGCCUCAUGCGCCAGUCUCGGAGGUCCACACAGGGCGUGACUCUGACAGACCUGAAGGAAGCAGAGAAGGUGGCAGGAAAGUCCACUGAGGCAGCGAAGCUGUCUCUGCGGGGCCUGGACCCUUCCCCGAGGCCCAGAGUCCCUGGAGUGGAGAACUCUGAGGGCCCUGCCCGGAGAGCAGAGGCGCCUGAUGGGCAGGGCCAGGGACCACAGACUGCCAGGGAGCCCCGCAAGGCUGGCAGGGAGCGGUGGGGGCCUGCGGAGGGGGAGGAGGCGGAGCCCGAGGAGCACAGCUCCGAGUGCAGCAACCGUGUAGAUGCCCUCGUGGCCCGGAGGCCUCGGCCGAAGCAGAACCUCACCCCAGAGCCCGAGCUGAAACCAGAGGAGCCAGACGGGGGCUUCAGGAAGCUGUACUCGGAGCUGCGCAGGGAGAACGAGCGGCUUCGAGAGGCCCUGACCGAGACCACACUGCGGCUGGCACAGCUCAAGGUAGAGCUGGAGCGGGCCACACAGCGGCAGGAACGCUUCGCAGAGAGGCCCGCCCUCCUGGAGCUGGAGAGAUUUGAGCGCAGGGCCCUGGAGCACAAGGCUGCCGAGCUGGAGGAGGAGCUGAAGGCCCUGUCUGACCUCCGCGCUGAUAACCAGCGGCUCAAGGAUGAGAAUGCAGCACUGAUCCGAGUCAUCAGCAAGCUGUCCAAGUGACGCUGGAGGACUCGCCCGCACCCAUAUUUAUACAGCUGCUUUGCCACACGCACCCUUCCCACGGGAACACGAGUGACGGCUCUGGGGAAGCCGCCGAGAAGCCAUAGACCCCAUGAGGGACCCGAGGGAAGCACAGGUCCCCAGGGCCUGGGGUCCGCCAGAGGCUGGACGGAGGGGAGGCUGAGCCAGGUGGGGGGAUGUCGCUGAGGGGCCAGGAAGGAAGCAAGGCCAGUAGCCGAGGACCAGAGGGGCCGCCCGGGGUCCCCGCCUCACGUGUGAUGCCACCCCAGCACCCUCCCCUCCUGAGCAGGGUCCAGGAAUGUGCCAGGAGUCCCGCCGGUCCCCCGGUGGGCCUUUAUGUAGGGUCCAUGUGCAAUAGGAGGGACGUCUUCUAUUUUUUGCUGCCCCCUCACUGACUGUUGUGUGAGGAGGGGGAGAAGGUAUUUUCGAGACAAAGCACAGGCACCACAAAUAAAAGUCGUGAUGUUGCCACUCAA